Molecule: messenger RNA, 1635 nt
Organism: Cuscuta campestris
Lineage: Eukaryota; Viridiplantae; Streptophyta; Magnoliopsida; Solanales; Convolvulaceae
Source: the annotation of a GenBank genome assembly
CAAUUCUCAAAAAUCAAAACCGCUCCUUCCGCGAACCAACUGCACCAUUAGCCAGCAUAAACUUAAAACGAAGCAGAUGAGGCAUUACCAUGAUUAUCAUCACCGAGCAGUAGAUGGGCUUGUGACUUUCCUCUCCAAAUCACACCACGACCUUAAUCUCGUCUCCUUCAAGCUCGAGAAGGAGUUCCAGCAUGUCUACUCUGAUAACACGAACCCCAUGAAGCUUGUGUCACGGAUCAACAAAAUACAGCAGGAGUUGGCGUCCAUUCAGGAGCAGUGUCGCGAGCUUCUAGCAGCCAAACAGGAUGUAAUUGACAAAGCCAGGGCAACCUUAGUUUUGAAUCGAUCGUUGCUGCAGAAACUUCAAACACAUGCAGGUCUACCUAUCAUUGAUGACAGUAAUGAUCCAGAAUUUGUUAAUUUUAGCCAGGUAAUCUAGGUUAUUGCAUCAUAAAUCAUAAUCCUUUUUACUUUAUGGUUUUCUCAAGAACCAAGGUUUACCUAAUCACCUUACAACACUAAUUGCUCCCAUAUUAUACCUGAUUACCUCUCAAAAUUGAAUGAUUGUUCAUAUCACAUUCUAUUGGCAUGUGAAAAAGUUCUGAGAGUGGUUGAAAUGACUGUUUUCCAAGCCGUUUUAAGCUGUCAGUUACACUUUCAUCUAUGUAUAAAGUUAUCCUCGAUAUUUUUAUUGCUAUUAUGAUUAUGAGUGCUGAAUUCUGUCUUUUUGACUGGUCAUACUUCUGCAUGUGGAAGAAAUAAAUGAAAGGGGUCAAUAUGUUUUUUGUCUUUGCAAAAGCGUCAUUUAUUUCAGGUUCUUGUAAAAUUACUCCCUCCGUCCCGGUGUUUUCAUCCACUUUUGCUUUGGCACAAUUACCAAGGAGAAAGUCUAGAAGAGGAAAAAGUCUCAAAUACCCUUAUAUUCAAAGCUCACAAAAAAUUGAAAACCCAAACUUUCUACUCACAAAUCGCUACUCACCUCUUCCAAUCAGCAAUCGCUGAACACAUAAAGAGGAUUAUACGAGAUGGAAAGCUUCGUCACCCGCUUCUGGCUCUUCAAUGGCUGCUUCUUCGUUCAAAACAUUGUUAAUUUUUUGACCUGGAAAUUGUCUAAACCUCAUCUCUACUAUUUACGGACCGAAACAAUUGUUAUUCUGCAUAGCCACUUCCUUCGAAUCCUGCGAUGGAGUUGUCGUCCCCGUCAUUGAUUUGCCGUCGAAAGACACAAGAUGUGAGUACAGUGCAUCACUAUUUAAUAAAUAUUUGAUUAUGAGAACUGGAUCCUUGGAAGCGGGCUGAUCGGGAGUAACAUCAACGAUGGAUUCAGGAAGAUGAUGGAUUGUGGAAGAGGAUGAUGACACUUGUCCAGAUCUUGCAGAUGAAGCAUUCAUGGCUGGACAAUAUCGAGAAGUGAAAAGAAAAGGCUUAAAUUUAAGAGGAGAGUAAAAUGGACGAUAGAGACAUUUGAGCCAUACUUAAAAAGGAAAGUGGACGAAUACAUUGGGACGACCCAAAAUGGAAUACUGGACAAAAAGAGUGGGACGGAGUCACAGAGGGAGUAUUUAUUUUUGCUAUUCAUCAUUGUAAUUUAUGUUUUGUAUGUUGACCCCUAUUAAAUAAAAACAAACGUGAUUU